AUGACCUCCCUAGAAUACACGAAAUUUUCACAUGACCCGGUCAACGGUAUCCCUGUCUUUAUAAGCCUCGAGCAUUCUAAUCUCACCACGCUCGAAGUCAUUAUGAAGCUGCUGGGGUUCUUGACCGUCUUAUUUUCCGUAUGGCAGCCCUCAUACGGUACGACAGCGCACAAGGACACGGAUAUGAUCACAACGACCAGCGGCCGCCUUCGAGGGAUCACGGAGGGUGGAGUCUCAUCUUUCAAGGGCGUCAGAUUUGGCCUUGCGCCUACAGGUUCCCUUCGCUGGCGUCCCCCGGUCGCCUUUCAAUCUUCCGCGGUUCAAGACGCAACGAAGCUAGGGCCUUCUUGUGUCCAGCAAUUCCCGUUUGCCAGCGCCAACUUGACACAGCUCCUGUAUAACACUCCCCCUCCACCAGAAGACGAGGAUUGCUUGUUCCUCAAUGUUUGGGUGCCGUCGCCUAUCACUACUUCAGAACUGAAACCAGUGGUUAUUUGGAUAUACGGAGGAGGCUUUGUCUUCGGAACCGGUUCCCUUCGGAUGUACGAUGGUGCUUCCAUGGCCAAAAAUCAGGACAUAGUCGUGGUCAACUUCAACUACCGCACUAACGUCUUUGGCUUCCCCGCAUCUCCCGACUUACCCCUUACCGAGAACAAUAUUGGUCUUCUAGAUCAAGAGCUCGUUCUGAAUUGGGUCCAAGAAAACAUCAUUCAUUUUGGAGGGGAUCCGGAUCAGGUCACGAUUAUGGGCCACUCUGCUGGGAGCGAGUCGGUAGGAGUUGCGAUAAACAGAAAUCAAACGGGAUUCAGAGCGGCAAUUAUGUUUUCUGGUGCUCCACUCAGUCCUGCCGAUCUACCUCCCAACUUUAUGCUGUUCAACGACUUCGCGAGCGCGAUGAACUGCACGCAGUCUCCUGGACCUGACCGGCUCGCCUGUUUGAGGCAAAUCCCUGCCACCGUUAUCAGAAACUUUACGAAUGGGCCUUCUAGUGGGCAGUUUGGCGUGGUUGUUGACAAUCUCACGCAUUUCGGAGAUACGCCAGGAAGGAUCCUCGCACACAAAACCAGACGCACACCUCUCAUGAUCGGCAAUGCUCAAAAUGAUUCGUCAUUCUUGACCUUGGGUAUUACAAACCUCACCGAAGUGUUACAGUCUACUCUUCCGGGCGUUCCUGUUUCUGCUGACCAGAUCCGGGCGUUGUAUCCUGGCAAAAACGAUAGUCGAGUUAUCGAAGCUUUUUCAACGGAUAUAGGUUUUCGAUGUCCGAACUCUAUCUGGGGUGCUACCAUGGUGAGAUCGGGAGUCAAGAAUGUGUUUCGGUAUACUUAUGGGGCCGUAUUCCCCGACACUCAGCUAUUCCCCAAUGCAGGCGCUUGGCAUGGAUCCGAAUUGGAAGUUGUCUUCGGGACUUUCAAUCGGACAACAUCGAGUAACGACAAGGCAGUGUUGUCGAGGUCUCUUCAAGCUGCCAUUGGAAACUUUGUAAAGAACCCUACUAGUCGUUCUCCAGCAUCCAACUGGAACGAAUAUGAUCCUGCUCGGAAGACGUUGGCGGAGUUGGCGUUCAAUGGUAAUGUGGAUGCUGGGAGUUUUGUUAGUCCUGUGACGAGUGAUGUCGAGGACGGGGCGUGCAAUGCCUUUAUAGAUGCGAUACUGAGUCCAGGCACGUAG
Molecule: messenger RNA, 1671 nt
Organism: Marasmius oreades (fairy-ring Marasmius)
Lineage: Eukaryota; Fungi; Basidiomycota; Agaricomycetes; Agaricales; Marasmiaceae
Exons: 10
Coding region: 1-1671 (556 amino acids)
Molecular function (GO): cholinesterase activity
Source: RefSeq, a predicted model, not a curated record